Molecule: messenger RNA, 709 nt
Organism: Phoenix dactylifera (date palm)
Lineage: Eukaryota; Viridiplantae; Streptophyta; Magnoliopsida; Arecales; Arecaceae
Product: protein RESPONSE TO LOW SULFUR 3
Biological process (GO): cellular oxidant detoxification
Source: RefSeq, a predicted model, not a curated record
CUGGAGCUCCGUGUUCUCUAACCAAGUCGAUCGAAUCCCCCGGAAUUCUUCGUGUUUUUCCCGCAUUCUUAGAAAAACCAGAGAGCAGCGAAGGACGCUCGCCGAUGGCUCCCGGAAUGGCAAUCACCUAUCCGGCCUUCGGGAAGCUAGGUCUUGGCCUCGGGCUGAGGCCGGCGGCAGCGGCGGCGGAGGAAGAGGUGGAGGGGCUGCGGCGGAGGAACGAGGAGCUGGAGAGGGAGGUGAGAGAGAGGAGGACGGGAGAGGAGGAGAUGAGGAGGGAGUUGGAGAGGUCGAGGGCACGGUUGAGGGCGGUGGAGGAGGCGGAGGAGCGGCUCUGCGUUCAAUUGGGGGAGAUCGAGGCGGAGGCCGUGGCCCAGGCGAGGGAUUACCACCGCCGGAUCAAGGCGCUCUCCGACGAGCUCGAGGAAGCCCGCAGGAUUAUUGGCUCGUCCUCCUCGCUGUUGCCGUCGGCGUCCCACCGCUGACUCCUCGUCGGCUUAAAGAAUAAAGAGCAGAGCAAUUGAAUGGAGAGAUCAACAAAUAAAAAAGUUCUGUUCUUUUUGUUGUACUCUUUAAUGGAAGCGGUGACCCGAAUUUUUCUUCUGUUUUUUUUUUUUUUGUUGGUGCGAAUUUGUUUUCUUACUGAGAUAAGAUUGAAUCAAUAGAACAGAGUGAAUUAUAAAUCUCAAUCUAUUCCUUUUCUCUGUUU